AUGGUAACAGUAGGCGAACGCUGCCAAGACGAGCAGAAUGACCAAGGUCAAAGAAAUGUCAGGGGCGCCAGAGGACAGAAAAGGCCUGCGGCUGACCUCGAGGACGCUGUAGACGAGAGGCUGCUACAAACAGAAGCCGAUGUCUGGGUUGUGGGCGACUCGAUCCCGUUCUGGGCCGGCGAACACGCAAAGGCGACCGGGAAGCCAAAUCUUGGUAUACCUAACAUAUCAAUUGCUUGGUGGGCUGUCAGAGGUCUUCGUUGGAGAGGUUUCAGACAUGCAGUUGAAACACAGGUCAUACUUUCAUCUCCACCUUCAAUAAUUUAUAUCAAUUUAGGCGGAAAUGACCUAGUUUAUGAAAAUACAUGUGAGUUAAGAAGAAUCAUUGAGAUAGAGAUCAAUUAUUUACGGGAAGCAUUCCCAGAUACAACAAUAGUCUGGGUAGAUAUACUGCAGAGGCAAAAUUGGCAAGGGGCAUUUGGCGGGAAAAAGCCAAUUGAAAAGAAAAGGAAACGCCUUAACCGCAUUGCGCGGAAAAUAGUAACCGAGUCCGGGAGAAGUGACGUCAUCAGCCCCGACAUUGACGCGGAAACAGCAUUUUUUAGAAACGACGGCGUUCAUUUAAAUCUCGUCGGACUGGAAUUCUACAUAGAUUACUUAAGGGAUUCAAUUAGGAAAUUAAUAUAAGUAAAACAAAUAGUAAACCUAAAAGCUGAAUCUUCCAUGUUAAAACCUCGUAUAUAGAAUGCACAUUUUACUAAAUAGAAUUUCGGGGGAUAAAUUGUUUCAAUUUAUCGUGGCGGAAAAUUCUAUAAACCG
Molecule: messenger RNA, 819 nt
Organism: Mercenaria mercenaria
Lineage: Eukaryota; Metazoa; Mollusca; Bivalvia; Venerida; Veneridae
Exons: 3
Coding region: 1-687 (228 amino acids)
Source: RefSeq, a predicted model, not a curated record